Fusarium sp. VM40 is the source of this 993-nucleotide messenger RNA. NCBI's taxonomy places the organism in Eukaryota, Fungi, Ascomycota, Sordariomycetes, Hypocreales, Nectriaceae. The record is from the annotation of a GenBank genome assembly.
AUGUCGACUCAAAGGGGGCGGCCAUGGGCGCAGAUUGUAUCCUUGACCGUCCUUGUUCUUGCUUUCGCGACUAUUGUCGAAGCAUCGAAAGGCGACAAGUUGCCAGAAUUUAAGGAUUGUUUAAAGAUCUGCAAAUCCGAAAACUGCGCCCCUGACAAGCCUCAGACUUCAACUCCUGUUUUUCAUCGUCUUUUAUUAUGGAAUUGCGCCAGCGAAUGCAAUUAUGCAUGUCAACAUAUAAUAACGGGUCAACGCAUGGCCAAGGGUCUUUCGGUCGUGCAAUUCUACGGGAAAUGGCCGUUCUAUCGCUUUCUCGGCAUGCAGGAACCCUUUAGUGUCCUCUUUUCUCUGGGCAAUUUCUGGGCGCACUGGGAUGGCCUUAAGAAGGUCCAAGCCAAGAUUCCAAAAUCAUAUACUAUGCGGAAAUUCUACGACAGGCUGGCUUAUGUUGGCAUGUCGUCUUGGGUCUUCAGCUCCAUCUUCCAUACCCGCGAUUUCCGGUUCACAGAGGAGCUCGACUAUUUUGCCGCUGGAGCCAACGUGCUCUACGGCUUGUAUUAUACGGUCAUACGAGUUUUCAGACUGGAUAAGCGUACUCCUAGAAGGCAAACGACCCUUCGAGUCUGGACUCUUCUCUGUGUUUCCCUCUAUCUUUGCCAUGUCUUAUACCUCAAGUUUAUUCGUUGGGAUUACACAUACAACAUGGCCGCGAAUGUAGCGGCGGGCACUGUACAAAACUUCCUUUGGUCGUGGUUCAGUUUUAACAGAUAUAGAGAGUCAAGACGUAUGUGGGCGGCUUGGCCUGGUUUUGUGGUAGCAUGGCUCAUCUUCGCUAUGAGUAUGGAACUUUUCGAUUUCCCGCCUUGGCUGGGUUGCAUUGACGCCCACAGCUUAUGGCAUCUUAUGACAAUCGGACCAACUGUUUUAUGGUACAAUUUCUUGGUUAAAGAUGCUCGAGACGACAUGGCUGGAAGCCAAAGACUCAAGGUUUAA